CGAUGGUAAUCAUCACAAGUGUAUACCAGAUGCUCGACUUUCGAAGACAUUCGGUUUGUUAUUGUGGGCCAGAUCGGAGGGUGGGGAAGAACGGACGAGAGCUGUUCGUGGAAAGGAUCUUUAGCUAAAGAAUCCUUAGGGCCAAAGACUGUACCCCGAGGGGGUGGACGCCGUGCCUGCGUUUUUCCGCCUGUCUGCCUCUCUGCGCCUUCCGCCGGCUACCAGCCAUACCAAUACCAUACCAACCUACCAGCUGUGCUUUCAGUGUGCGUGAGAGCGAGUGUCGGACUUCGAUAAGAGUGCCCUUAUCUUCUGGUCUCGUGUUGCGUCAGAGAGCUUUCCGGGUCGUCCAGAAGAAAUUGUGGCCGCCGGCCCAGUCCGUGUUGAUAUUCCAUUGUCCGCCUGCACGGCAAUAUCGCGCUUCCAGUCGCAACUAAAAUUGCUCGAACAUAGCCACAGCGCGGCAUACAGAAGCGACUUCUUGUAGCUGUUGCUGCGACGUCCAUAACCGAAAGGCCGACCUCAUCUGUGGACCGGUGCGAAAACGAUGCUGGUGCUGGUGUUAUUAUAUGUGUCGGUGUUGUAAUUUAGAGACGCGUUUAUUUCCAGUGCAUCCGCACCUCUUGUGCGACAGGUAAAGGUCCCAGAGUGAAUCCUAGUCCUUUGAAAUGCUCGCGAAGCUCCUUUUGGGCAUCGCCGUGUGGACGAUAGUCGCUCAAUCCUGUAGCGGCCAAUAUCCAGGAGGACUGAAAAGGAAUCCGACCAGAGCCACAGUUCUGAGGGGUGACCAAAGGCCACCCCCGGACUCCUACGAAGAUGAAGUCGAUUUUCCCGCAAGAUAUUUCCCGAAGAAUCACCCCUGCGAGAAGAGCUCAUGCUAUCCGCAGACGGGAAACUUGUUGAUUGGCCGCGAAAAUCAAUUGUUCGCCUCUUCAACAUGCGGACUCCGUGAACCCGAGCGCUACUGCAUCGUGUCGCAUUUGGAGGAUCCCAAGAAAUGCUUCUGGUGCGAUUCCCAGGCAUCAUCCUAUCCGAGACCAGAGCUCAGCCACAACAUCAGUAAUACCAUUUACAGAUACUAUCCUGGCACGAAGCAAAAGACAUGGUGGCAAUCCGAAAACGGUAAAGAAAAUGUCUACAUCCAGUUGGAUUUGGAAGCGGAAUUCCAUUUUACCCAUAUCAUCAUCACUUUCAAGACGUUCAGACCCGCCGCUAUGUUAAUAGAGCGCUCCUACGACUACAAGAAAACUUGGCAGGUGUACCGGUACUUUGCACAUAACUGCGAGGAAAGUUUCCCAGGAAUUCCUACUGAACAAGCUCACAACCUGACAGACGUUACCUGCGAGUCCAAAUACUCUAACGUCGAACCAUCCACUGACGGUGAAAUCAUCUACAGAGUGUUACUCCCGCACUUCCGCAUCGAUAACCCUUAUUCCCAUGAAGUACAAACCUUGAUGAGAGUCACCAAUCUUAGAAUAAACUUCACUAAGCUGCACACGCUUGGCGACGAUCUGCUGGAUAGACGCAUGGAAAUCCAGGAGAAGUACUACUAUGCAAUUACUGAUAUGGUUGUUAGAGGGUCUUGUUCCUGCUAUGGUCACGCCCAUCGAUGCGUUCCACUGCAAGGACCAUCCCCCAAGGUCGAUAUGGUUCACGGCAGGUGCGAGUGCACGCACAACACCAAAGGAAGGAAUUGCGAGAAAUGCGAAGACUUCUACAACGACCUGCCCUGGGGUCCUGCCGUUGGAAAACAAACGAACACAUGCAAACCGUGCAACUGCAACAAUCACGCCACCAGCUGCCACUUCGAUCCCGCUGCAUACGAAGCUUCUGGUAAAGUAAGCGGUGGUGUCUGCGAUGGAUGCAAACAUAACACCACGGGUCCAAACUGCGAACAGUGCAAAUCGUUUUACUACCGGGAUCCUGCCAAGGAUAUUCAAGACCCUGAAGUUUGUCGACCAUGCGAUUGCGAUCCUCAUGGGUCAUUGGAUAGUGGAAUUUGUGAUUCCACCACCGACCCUAACAACAACUUAAUUGCCGGUGCGUGCCAUUGCAAGACCAAUGUGGAGGGUCGCCGCUGCGACUACUGCAAAGGAGGUUUCUGGAACUUCACGAUGGAAAAUCCGGAUGGCUGCGAAUCUUGUACUUGUAAUACCUGGGGUACCAUCAAUAACCAAGGUUGCAAUGUGUACACAGGCGAAUGCACAUGCAAACGCUAUGUUAUGGGCAGAGACUGUAACCAGUGCAUGCCAGAAUUCUGGGGCUUGUCAGAUAAAAAUGAUGGAUGCGAAGCCUGCGAUUGCGACCCAGGCGGUUCAUUUGAUAAUAAUUGUGACGUUUUGACCGGUCAGUGCAAAUGCAGAGACCAUAUGACAGGCAGAAAUUGUACCAUCCCUAAGCAACAGCAUUUCACCGCCAGCUUAGACUUCUUGUUGUACGAAGCGGAGCUUGCUAAAUCUACGUCGAAUUGUCAAGUGGUGAUCCGCGAACCUUAUAGAGAUGGACGUAAGGACACCUGGACAGGCACCGGAUUUGUCAAGGCAUUCGAAGAUUCCAACAUCAUAUUCGAUAUCAAUAAUAUUAGGCGAUCGAUGAAUUAUGAUGUUUCCAUCAGAUACGAAGCGAUCGAUAACUGGGAAGAUAUUACCAUGAAGAUUUUGAGACCAGAUUUUCCCGAUCCAAAUGGAUACUGCAAAGACGUUUCACCGCAGGACGACAUUUUCCAUAUUAAUUUGAAUGCGAAUAGCCGAAGCCAUCAAGUGUUCCCUGCGAUUUGCUUAGAAGAAGGCUUAGAUUACCAAAUCCAGCUUACAUUCAAGCAUUCAUCAUUCUCAAGAGAAUCGCCGCAAGCAUCAGUUCUGAUAGACGCUAUCGUAUUGGUGCCUAACUUGGAAAGUAUACCAUGGUAUCAUGGAUCGGCACCUGCUGAAGCUAGGAGACGCGACUACGAAAACAACCAAUGCGAUAACUACGACGCCAAGGGUCCUGUAUCUGAAGUAUGCAAACAUCACUACAACAGUAUCGGAGCCUUCAUAUUCAACGGAGCUUUAUCUUGCCAAUGCGACCCAACUGGUUCCGUGAGUAAACUGUGCAGCGAGUAUGGUGGUUUUUGUAACUGCAAACCGAACGUAGUUGGAAGAAGAUGUGACCGUUGCGCUCCUGGAACUUACGGCUUUGGGCCGGAAGGAUGCAUUGCUUGCGAUUGUAAUAGCAUUGGCGCUAUGGAUAACUACUGUAAUGCAACAACAGGUCAAUGCAACUGCAGAAGCAAUACAUAUGGUAGGCAGUGCGAUCAAUGCAGAACCGGAUUCUGGAACUUCCCUAAUUGUCAGAGAUGCGAUUGCAAUGGACACGCGGAUAUUUGCGAUUCAAGAACCGGAGCUUGCGAUAGUUGCAGGGACAACACACAUGGUCACACUUGCGACAGCUGUAUUGAAGGUUUCUAUGGGGAUCCUAGGUUGAGCGCUGAUAUCCCUUGCAGACCGUGCCGUUGUCCAGACAUCGCAGGAUCCGGUCAUUCUUUCGCCGGCAACUGUUCCUUGGAUGUCUACACCACGGAUGUUGUAUGUGAAUGCCAAGAAGGAUACUCAGGACCAAAAUGCGACGUGUGUUCGGACAAUUUCUACGGAAAUCCGGAGGAAGCAGGCGGUUCUUGCCAGCCUUGCGAUUGCAGCAAUAAGAUAGAUCUAUUAAAACCAGGCAACUGUGAUGCAAGAACCGGCCACUGCAAGCAAUGUUUAUAUGAUACCAUAGGCGAGCAUUGCGAGAUCUGCAGGCCGGGGUACUACCGCCAAUAUGAUUCCGAUGUUUGCAUAGUAUGCGAUUGCCAUCCACUCGGCACCAACAGUACAAUCGAGUUCUGCGACCAUAACACUGGUCAAUGUCCUUGCCUUCCGAAUGUCAUCGGCAAGGAAUGCGGCGAAUGCACCCCGAAUCACUGGAAGAUCGCCAGCGGUGUGGGUUGCGAGUCCUGUAACUGCGACCCUAUUGGGUCAUUGGACCCACAAUGCAAUCUGUACGACGGACAAUGUAAUUGCAAACCGAAUUACGGCGGUAGACAAUGUAACGAAUGUAAAGCCAAUUACUGGGGUAAUGCUAAACUAAAUAAGUGUCAAGAAUGUACGUGCGAUAUUCAUGGAUCGGCGACGAUGCAAUGCGACCGCAAGACCGGAGCUUGUGAUUGUCAUCCCGGAAUCGGAGGUUACAAGUGUGAUAGGUGCGCCAAAGGAUACAUAGGAGAUGCUCCAAAUUGCGCACCCUGCGGAGAGUGCUUCGACAAUUGGGAUAGAAUUUUGACUGAACAUAAGAAUAAUACUGAAAUCGAAAUUGAGAGGGCUAAGAACAUUAAGAAGGUUGGCGCGACUGGCGCUUAUACCAAAGAAUUCGAAGAGAUGGAACAUAUGCUGAACGAAGUGGAGAACUUAUUAAACAGCACAGAAACUAUCGAUUUGGAUUCCAUUGACAAGAAAUCGAAGGUUCUAAACCAAAAGAUCAAGGAGAUAAAUGAAGGCAUCCUUCAAGACCUCAGCAGCAAAUUGGCCAUAACUUCUGAAAAGAACAAGGUACACGAGCUCCAAUUACAAAACCUCAACAGUAAAUUGGAAGCAUCGAUGAACCAAACAAGUAUGUUGCUGGCCAAUGGAACGGUAUUACAGGAAGGCAAUGUACAAGGCGCUUUGCACCUGAUCGAACAAGCUAAAGUGAAAGCAGACAGAGCCGUGCAGAAUGCAGAAAGCUCGCACAAGAACAUCACGUAUGCUGAACGCCAAUGCAAAGCUGCUGACAAUUUGAUGAAUAUCACUGAUCAAGAUUACAAUAAGAAGGAGAAGGAGGAUAAACUAGCUUUACAAGAUAUUAGAGAUCAGGUGGAUGAGCUUACCAAGGCUUUACCGGAUAUGAACAAUUUAGUAUGCGACAGACAAGGAUCUCCAUGCGACGCAAUUUGCGGAGGCGCCGGUUGCAAUAUGUGUGGUGAUUCCGUAUCGUGCGAGAAUGGUGCUAAGCAGCAAUCCGAGAUCGCAUUGAUGCUUGCAAAUACCACUGAGAAUAUCCUCAAGAAAACGGAAGCCAAGGCGUACGAAUUCAUAAGGAAUGUAACCCUGGUCAAUACAACAUUGUCGAAGCAAAAUGCCAAACAGGCGUUCGACGCUGCAGAAAAGGCUUACCUAAACUCCAACAAAUCAAUGGUCGAAAUCAAUAAUAACAAAAAGCAAAUUAAGGAAUUUAUGUCGCAGAAUACUUCAUCUCCGAAAGAAUUGGAUACUUUGGCCAAAAACGUGCUGAACCUUAACAUCAACCUAGAGCCUAACAAGAUCAAAACCUUAGCAGAUAAAAUUAAAAAGGCCGUCGACUCACUUACCAACAUCGAGCCGAUCAUAGAAGAAACCAAAGACGAUUUGAAAUUGGUUAAUCAGUUGAAGAGCGACGCCGAUGCCACCAAAUUGAGCGUACAACAAAUUAAGAAUACGACGGUAAGUGUUAAGAAUGCUUUAGAAAACAGCAAGCUGGAACAGAAGAAUGCCGACGACGCCAUAAAGGAUGUGAAUGGAAGCUUAGGAAAAGUCAGGGAACAUUUAACACAGAUUGAAGAGAAGACGAACUACGCGAAUGAGCAGGUGAAUAAAACCGCAAAACAGAUCAACGAUUUGCACGAAAAAAUGGAUUCCCUUCAGUUGAACGUAACAAAAAAUGCUCAAGCCGCUGCGACAUUCAUGCAGGAAUCGAAGAACAUUAAGGUUAAAGUUAAGGAGAGUAGGGAGAAGCUGGAUCUGUUGAACAACAAAUACAACUCGACGAAGAACAGGUUCGAGGAUAAGAUCAAGAAAGCAGAUCUGUCGAGCGAGAAGGCCACAGAACUAGUGAAACGAGCCGUUCAGCUGACGGCGACUGUCACUAAGUGCGAGGAGGACAUCAGGAAGAUCAAGUCUUCACCCGGUCACAACCUGAAGGAAAUGGAGGACAGGAUCGAGCAGUUGAUGAUGGACAUGGAGAAAUACAAUAAGAAAAUUGAACAAAAGUCGGACUAUUUCAAACAAUGCACUUAAAAGAUUAUAAUAUAUCUGUAUAUGUACACCCGAUUAUUUUCUUCUUUUCUUCUACGGUUUAUAUAACUCCUUCUGCAUCUUAAUUUAUUACAACUGUAUAUACUGUCUAUAUAUGUAUUUCCAUGUUAUAACUUAUUCUCAAGUUGCUAUUCCGAAAAAAAAACCGAACGUGUAAAUAAUUUAGGUAUCCUUUCCGUUAACGAAUGUUUAAAUUUUAUAUACUAGCCUAGUUUAAUGUACGCUAAUAUUUUAUAUAGAUGACACUGAUUAAUUACAAGAAAAAAAAUCAAAUGAAACAUUCAUUCAUUCGCGAUUUCGACGUCAAUUUUAACUACUUUCCAGUUACAAAAUUAUCUUAAAAACUUGAUAUAUCAAAACCUCAGUGCUCGGAAGACGUCGAAAUAGUGCAAUCAGUAUGUAAUCUGUUAUUAAAAUGCGAACGAAUCUUUCAUACUAAUACUUUAGCUUUCAUUAAAUCAGAACUGAAAAUUAACUUCUAAUUAUAAGGAAUAUUAAUUCAGAAUGUCAGCAAAUAAGCAAAGCAAUUUGUUCAUAACAUAUUUUUUAAUAACAUAAUUAGAUAAAUCGACCAUUGUUUCAAUUAUCACUUACCU
Molecule: messenger RNA, 6658 nt
Organism: Nicrophorus vespilloides
Lineage: Eukaryota; Metazoa; Arthropoda; Insecta; Coleoptera; Silphidae
Gene: LanB1
Product: laminin subunit beta-1
Exons: 15
Coding region: 669-6044 (1791 amino acids)
Biological process (GO): basement membrane assembly; substrate adhesion-dependent cell spreading; cell migration
Cellular component (GO): laminin trimer
Source: RefSeq, a predicted model, not a curated record